Messenger RNA from Lepisosteus oculatus (spotted gar), 4037 nucleotides. Its product is annotated as ras-related protein Rab-7b. Gene Ontology annotation, molecular function: GTP binding; GTPase activity. Lineage: Eukaryota; Metazoa; Chordata; Actinopteri; Semionotiformes; Lepisosteidae. The record is from RefSeq and is a predicted model, not a curated record. Gene Ontology annotation, biological process: endosome to lysosome transport; phagosome-lysosome fusion. Gene Ontology annotation, cellular component: phagocytic vesicle; late endosome; lysosome.
CUUAAAUUGUGUGUGAGAGCUUUACUCUUCACCAUAUUUUUCUUCUGUUUUGAAGGAAUCUUUUACUGGAGUUAUGCACUGGAGGCCUUUGUAUAUCAAGGAGUUUUCUUUUAAAGUUAUGGAGGAAAGGAGGCUUUUUAAGAAAUGUAACACCAAGAGAGACAAGACUGAGGUGAAGUGAAACUGAGUUGAACGUUUGCUGUGUAGUUUUAUUUUACAGUGAACCUCACUGCCUGAAGUGUUAACACAGCUGUAUAAUCCCUCAUGGGUUUAUAAUGAGUAUUUUGGGGAAAUCACUAAAACUGCUUUUUUAUUUGGUUAUUUUAUUUAUUUACAAAUAUUCACAAGAUUCAGGUUUUGAUUUUCAAUACCCAGAGAACUGGGAGUGCAGGGGUCUGAGACCCCACAUGAGAUUAUAUUUUUGCUCUCUUCUAAUUCUGCAUUGGGUGAGUGGUUAAGAGAAAAUGAAAGUUUCCUUUAGAGUGUCAUUAUCUCUAUUUUGUUCAGCCGUCUGACAGCCUAGCAAUCUACUGAACUUUACUUUACUUUAUCUACUGACACAAACGAACAAUAAAUGAGAAACAACCUGUUUUCACUGGUAUUUUGGGCACACCCAGUUACCUAGCCCUAGACUUAAAAUGUUUAGGAAACAGCAUCUGACUGUAAUGUAGUCUCUGCAUUGGUUGUCUAAAAGCGGCUGCAGAAUCCAGAAUUUUAAUUUAACUCACUUAAUUUUGUUUCAAUGUAGUUUCUGGCAGAAUUACACACAAUUACCAGGAAAUUAUCUACUAGCAUAAUUCCCUGAACAGUGGUUCCCCAGCUAUUACUCAUUAAGACUGUCGAAUGUCUUUCUAUUCAUGCAGUAGCCUGGAUAGAAUUGCUUCAUUUCACCUACGUCAUUCAGAUGUCUGUCUGUAACACAGAGCUUUCAAUCAUGAAAAGAAAUGCUAUUAUUUUAGCGGAUGAUGGAGUGUAUGCUGCUAACUACCCAUACUAAUUUCACAUUGUUCCUGGAAUGUUUGUGUGAACUGGGAUCUGUUCCAAACCAUUGGGUGUACAUUCUGUGCUUUGAAUCACAUUGAAAAACAUAGAGAACACUUGGCAAAUGCAAGUCAUUUUAGACAUUUUUACAUCUGAGCUUGGUAGCAAGAUAACUGAGGAUUCCUGACCAAGUCCAUGCUAGGAAAAUUUUAGGAUCUCUGCAAUGGGUGACAAAUGAAAAAUGAACUGAAUGCCUUUUUUAAAGGAAAGUACCAGGUAAUUUAUAGUUAAUGAAUAUUAUUCCUAUUUCUGUUGUCUGUUAUGGUGUCUAACAGAGGACAAUGGCAAAUAUUGAUAAGACGUCAAUCUGCAGCUUGUGUGCUAUUACUGACAAUGGGAGCACUUUCUUCUUGUUGAGCUCUGUGACAGAAGAACCGUUGAAAUUUAAUCUCUAUUGCUAAAUCCAUGUGAAAGGGAUGAAAUGCAAUGCACAAGUUCAGCUUAUUCCAGCAAAACUGGAUAUGUCAAUAAAUGAGAGUGAAGUGUUCAGCACAGAAAAUUCUGUUGGUACUUCCCCAAUACUUUCCCCAAUGCUGUUCAGUUUAUUGGCUUGUAUGAGUCAGUAUGAGUCAUUGUGCCUGUUGUUUAACAUACUGUACCAUAGGUAUGGCAACCAUUGUAAACAGCCUCAGUUUUUGUGUCCUCCAAUUAAAAUGUGCCUGGGUGUUGUUUCAAAGUAUCAUUUGGGAACUGAAUCAGCAAAACUUAAAAACAUGUGAGAAGCAUGGGGUUUUGAAGCAUUUCUAUAUCAUUAUGUGGGCAGUGGGACAUAGACAUACAGAAAGGUCAGACAGCAGGUUGCUCAUUGUGAUUUGUACUCUUAACUGUUUGCUGCUGGUUUGGUCCUAAUGCAAUGUCCCAUGGCAUAUCUACAAUAUUCUCCAAGGUAUUUAUGUUUGCAUUGCUGUUUUGUUCUGUGUUAAGUGGUUUGCAUUGCAGAAGAAUGUCUUCACACAGAGCAGAAUCACGGAUGCCAAUGGUAUUACAAUUUUAAAGUCCUGUUUUUGUGCUGUGUUCGACCUCUUUUCUGGAAUGAGAGAUUGCAUCUGCAACACACCCUUUAUUCACAAAAAGAAACCUAUCUAAGGCCACCGAAUUAAACAGAUCCAACCUGUAUCCAAACAGCUGAAUUGACUUUCUUCAGCUACCUUGAUGAAGCAAGUGGAACUGAAGAUCAUCAUCCUAGGAGCUCUUGGUGUGGGAAAGACAUCAUUGCUACACCAGUAUAUCCAUCAACAAUUUCAUGAGGAUUACCGCAGCACACUGGGAGCCAGCGUACUAUCCAAGAACAUUACAGUGGACAGGAGUGCUGUCAAGUUGCAGGUGAGAUGGAUCUGGGACACUGGAGGGCAGGAGAGAUUCCGCGCAGUAGUGUCCUCUUUCUACAAGGGGGCGGAUGGCUGUGUUCUGGUCUUCGAUGUCACUGACAGGGAUUCUUUCCUGGAACUGGAGGGCUGGAGGCAAGACAUCCUGGAGAAGAGUCAUCCCCCUGACCCCAGCCUACCUUUUGUGGUGCUAGGAAACAAGAUUGACAUGGAAGAGAGACAGGUGACCAGAAGUGAGGCUUUGUCAUGGUGUGAGGACAGACACAUCCCAUGCCUGGAGGUCAGUGCCAAGAACAACAUCAAUGUGGAGCAGGCCUUCCAGACACUGGCAAAGCAUGCACUUAUCAAGUACAAAGAAGGGCUAAUGAGCUGCAUGACAGACUCCAUCAAACUGAAGCCAGACAAGGUAGUGAAGAAGAAUAAAAAAUGCUGCUCAUAGGACAGGCUGCACUGCAACUGUAUUUAGACACCACUACUCAUGUUGGAGGUGCUAUCUAAGUGGACUACAUAAGUUUGACUUGGAGUCAGAAGAAGUGUUUUUGAUGUUGAGAGCAUUUUGCACAAAAAUGACUGAAUUUGGAUCAGACGGUAUGUUCUGUCACAAAACUCCAGCUCUCAAAACAGAACUAAGGAUUACAUAACUCAAUUCAAAUCUUGAAUAUUCACUGGCAUUGUAUUAAAGAUUGCAUGUAAGCACUACCCUCUAAAAUAUAUUUGAGGACCCACAAAUAUUAAAAACCACCUAAAAGAUAAUUCUGCUAUAACUUUGUCUAUACAUUUGAUAGUAUUUUGCUGUUUUUAUAUAUUGUUUUGCCUGGACUCUUUGGAAGUCAUAUCAAAAUGGACCAUGUGACCAUGAAAUUCCCAAGGCAAAGAUCCCGUGUUUUUAAUGUACAGUAAUAUGGCAACACGUAUAUAAAUAUGUAAGAUCACAUUUUUUUCUGAAGUAAACAGAAAAUUCCUUUGUUUUACAUUGCAACCUCAGGAUUCUUGUGGAGAAUGUUUACAUCAAUACACAGAUCACUGAUAUAAUGUAUCAGAUCUAUAAAACAUGCCUUACAUAAAAUAUGAUAAAACUUAAUUAAAAGCCCUCCCAAGAAACAUUAUUACUCAAAUGUAUUGAAGGUAUUCAAAGGUAUUUAUUCAAAACAUAAGGGUCAUCAGUUCCAGCUGAUGUGCCUGCAAUCAAACCACUAAAUGGGCCUUGAUCAGUGUGAGGUUGGCUGAUUAGAAUGGUGAAGGUAGUACCUGCUUCACCUUCUAGACAACUAAAUGGCAAUAGGUACCAGCCAGCAUGUACCACCCGGCCUAUUUGUUGUGAUUCCAUGUGUAGCAGGAACCACCCUACCGCAUUCUAUAGUCUGAUUCACUUAAAAGAAUUAUAGGAUCAGGAUCAGGCUUUAAAUAUAUGACAAUAAUCAUUGGUAUUAGAUUGUUGUCACAAAACAAAACAGGAAGGCCCAAGCAAUUUGCAGAUUGCUAGUUUUUCCACGACUUCCCCCCCAAGGGAUAGUAUAGCAAGAAGAAAAUGUGACUUUGAAAGAGCCACAUUUUCCCAACAGGAGGCAAUUAAAUCAGCUCCCUGUUUUGUCGAUGCUUCUGUACAGUAGGAUGUAGUACCAGAAAAGAUUUUCUGUACAUAUUGAACUGAUAAAAUUUUGAUAAACUGAA